Molecule: messenger RNA, 2147 nt
Organism: Camponotus floridanus (Florida carpenter ant)
Lineage: Eukaryota; Metazoa; Arthropoda; Insecta; Hymenoptera; Formicidae
Product: solute carrier family 46 member 3
Exons: 6
Coding region: 1-1689 (562 amino acids)
Biological process (GO): transmembrane transport
Cellular component (GO): membrane
Molecular function (GO): transmembrane transporter activity
Source: RefSeq, a predicted model, not a curated record
AUGUCUGAGAUCACGACGACCAUCGGUGCGCCUACAGGGCUCACGCCGGAGAAGAAACAAGCGAAUCUCGCAGUGGCCGAUAAGUCCAAUAGUGCCAUCGCUUGGAAGUCCAUGAGCAUCCAACAGAAAUGGACCUUCCUGACUAGCAACAUCACCGUCGAACCGAUGAUCGCGUGUUAUGUGAUCCCUAGCGUGCUCUCCUCACUGGCGACGCAGAAUCUUAUUCUCGAAAAGGCAUGUCGAGUGAAUCUGGCUUAUUCAGACGAGGUAUGCUCGGCUCUAUCUGCCAGAAACACCAGCGGCUACGAGGCUGAAGAGACCGCGGUUCAGCAACUGGUGGCGCGUAUGCAGACGUGGAAGACACCCCUACAAAGUGCUCUGCCGACCAUUCUGAUUUUGUUUAUGGGUGCGUGGAGCGAUCGCACCGGCUUGCGAAAGCCUUGCAUGUUGCUGCCGAUCAUCGGCGAAUUCUUCAGCAGCGUUACUCUCAUCGCUUGUACCUACUGGUUCUACGAGCUGCCCAUGGAGUCGGUUGUAUUAGAGGCCUUAUGGCCUGCGUUAACCGGCGGCUGGUUUACUAUGUUUAUGGGCAUCUUUAGUUACAUAGCAGACAUCACGUCCGUGGAAUCGAGAACACUUAGGAUCGGCGCGGCCAACGUUUUCCUAUCCCUUGGUGUACCAAUCGGCAUGGCCCUGUCGGGAAUAUUAUACACGAAGCUGAGUUUUUACGGUGUCUUCAGUAUCUCGAUGGUGUGUUACGUAAUGAGCUUUGUGUACGGAUUAGUGGUUAUUAAGGAGCCGCCGAGGGUACGUGCGGAACGUGCGCGAAAAAAGACUCUUCCAAGUAAGGACAAGAGAAUCUCGGUGUGCGCCUCUAUUCUGGACUUUUUUUCGUUGAGACAUAUAGAGGAGACAUUCCGCGUAGCGUUCAAAAAGGGAGCAAACAAUCGUCAGAAAAGGGUCGUUGUACUCAUGGUUAUUGUUAUGGUUGUCAUCGGGCCUCUUUACGGUGAAAUGGCAGUUCUCUAUCUUUAUAUGCGGUAUCGAUACAAUUGGAAUGAAGUGUCAUUCAGCAUGUUCUCCACGUUUGGCAUGGUAACUAAUCUGAUCGGCACUGCGAUCUCCGUUGGUAUCUUCAGUCACAUCCUCAAAAUAGACGACGCGAUUGUGGGUAUCAUGAGCUGUAUGAGUAAAAUUUUAGCAAGUUUUGUCUACGCGUUCGCCACAAGUGCUUGGAUGGUCUACGUAGCUGCUAUUGUGGAGAUUGUAAAUGGUACAUCUUUCAUUGCCAUGCGAUCAAUAGCGUCCAAGCUGGUACCUACAGAUGAACUCGGUAAAGUCAAUUCGUUGUUUGGCGUGUGCGAGUCCUUAAUGCCACUUGUUUACGGACCUAUGUAUAGCUCUAUUUACGCGGCGACCAUGAAAACGUUCCCCGGAACUUUUUUCAUCGCCGGAGGAUCCAUGACAAUGCCCGCGGUAUUUGCAUUCUUUUGGUUGUAUACGGAGCAUCGAAAAGACCGUAUGCUGAAGGAACAGAAAGAACCCGAAGCUAUGAUCAAUCAUAAGAACGAGGACUCGACAGACCAUAAUUUGAAAAACAUUCAAAUUAUAGACACGCAAAAGAAUACGCAAAAGGCUGAAAUGAUCAAUGGCAUAGAUAAUGCGGCCUUCGAAUCUGAGCAAUUGUGAUCUCACGAUUUACGUGAUCCUUUUUUAAUGAAAUGAAGACAUGAUGCAUUGAUAAUACCUCAUCAAAAAGAAAGGACCAAAGGAGCAUCUCAAGGCCAGUGCCAAUAAUCGAGGAGCUGCUGAUGAAGCAACUAGCAAAUUUAUCUUACGGACAGAUACCAAAGUAACUUCGAAGCAGAUACAUAUAUCAAACAGUUUGUUAAAAUCCGAAGUGUAUAAAGAUUUCGAUAAAUCACAAAGAAAAUUGAUUUUGAAAUUUUUGGUAUUUGUUAGGGAUAUAAACUAUUUGUUAGAGAUAACAAAUAUAUAUAUUCGGAACAGAGUUUAACAGAAUUUGUUUUUAAGUUUGUAAAAUUCUGGAAAAUUUCUCUCGUAAAAAUAAACAAAGAUUUGAAACUACCGCAUGUUUCAAAUAUUGUACAAAUGCAAUUGCUAACAGUUAUCAAUUUUAUAAAGCA